ACUAGGAGGGAGCAACAUGAAGGGGUGGGAGUAAAGUCAGUAGACUAGUAGAGGGCCUUAGAGUUAGCAUGGGUUGAGUUUGUGUUUGAGAAAAAGAUGCAUAAAGUUGCUACUUUUAAGUUUUUACAUUGCCAAGCUCAUUUUUUUUCCCUAUUUUAUUGGAUAAAUUAUGAUCCAUUUAAUCAAAUGAGCUAAUGUGGUUUACACUAUUGACUAUCUUGUUCAAUACAUUUUCUUGAAGAUUUCGAUGAACUUAUAUUAUAAAAUUGAAGAGAAUUGUUAGGAAGGUAACUCAUAUGUGAAUUGAAACUAGUUGUCUUUCAUCAAAAAAAAAAAAAAAAAAAAAAAAAAGAGAUUGAUUAACAUAUAAGUCUGGUGGGCUACUCCACUUAUCACCAAUUGAUUUUAAGAAUAAAACACUAAUAUCUAAAUUCAACUCGCCUUCAAAUAUACUCGGCUCAAAGCCUCAAACCGAUUGAAACUCAAAUUAAUCACGAGUCGGCUAGGCUUAGUAAAACCCCUAGGUUGGGCUAGAGUGCCAUAGAACCCUUCUUGACUUGAAGUGAGUUUUCAACUCUCAAGGGAGUUAGAAAUCGUUCCUAAAAUACAUGUAAGGAGUACUUGACUAUACAAUUGGUUACUUCCCUCUCUUCUGCAACUUCAAUUGCAGUGUCUCCAUAAUUUAUACUCAUCACUUCCAUUUUCUUCAGGUUUUUAGUGCUGCUUUUUCUUGUUCAACUCUUACUUUGCUGCAAGUCUAAAGGAUCAGAAAACAAACAUGGAUGUCGAUUCGCAGGAAACCAUGGAGGAAACUAUUUUGGUUGGUGAUGAUUUAAUGACGGGGCCUCCAUCACCUAUCAUUCCUCCGGAGAUAGCUCCUUAUGUACUUGAAGGUGUCAACUUAUGCGAUGGGUUGCUGAGGAAUUUAUAUUUGUGUUUACAGAUCAAUGAUAUUGAGCCAUUCUGUCAAGAUGAGAUUGCUAUGUAUCGACAGUGUGCUGAAAGAAGAGAUAAGGAAAUCAGGCAAAGGCUUCAAGAAAGUGAGCACAAAUUAGGUUUAUCAAUGCCACUUGAUCAAGCCAAGGAAAGGGCUGUUCAACUGGAAUCAGAAGUCACUAAGCUGGAAAGGCGUUUGAUUCUUGCCAGUGGAAUGGAAGGUGUUGAAGGAUUUCGCCAAAGAUGGAGUUUGCAUGGGUGUCUCACAGACAUGAGGAAUAGAUUGGAGUCCUUAAAGCAGGGGCUGGAAAAGAGAGAGCCCAAUGAGCCAACUCAGACUCCAUCAACCAAAAAAUGGUUUUUCUGGACAAAGAACUGAAGAAGCAAAGGACAAGUGACUGAAGUGAGACAAUUUUGCUACAAAAUGCAUUGUCAUAAGAAGCAGGAAAUAGUUGAAUUUGAUUCAGAACCGUAAUGCAGAUACUUUUGUAGCUUCAUUCUUGAAGUCUAGUUACUUUCCCUUUUCAUUAGAUUCAUUAUCUCAACCCAACAUAUCAUACGUAUCUCAGGUUAUAACUUCAUUCAACUUGUAGUUUGAAGUUUACCCUUGCACAUUUUUGGUAUAGUUUGAGACUCAGUUGUAAUAAAAGAUGAUAUAUGGAGUAAUUAAAUAUAAUUCUAUUGUUA
Molecule: messenger RNA, 1623 nt
Organism: Chenopodium quinoa (quinoa)
Lineage: Eukaryota; Viridiplantae; Streptophyta; Magnoliopsida; Caryophyllales; Amaranthaceae
Exons: 7
Coding region: 779-1315 (178 amino acids)
Source: RefSeq, a predicted model, not a curated record